Impatiens glandulifera is the source of this 1920-nucleotide messenger RNA. RefSeq names its product xyloglucan galactosyltransferase MUR3-like. The record is from RefSeq and is a predicted model, not a curated record. The transcript has 2 exons. Bases 1 to 1857 code for a protein of 618 amino acids. NCBI's taxonomy places the organism in Eukaryota, Viridiplantae, Streptophyta, Magnoliopsida, Ericales, Balsaminaceae. Gene Ontology annotation, molecular function: glycosyltransferase activity.
AUGGAGAUGGAUCGUUGCGACGUUCUCCGUUUGUUUGAGUUGUCGUCGUCGUCGUCCAUGGAGAGAGGAGCGGGAAAGAAUUCGCGUUCCAAUGUCAUAUUAUUGGCAUUUUUGUCAUCAUUCAUCGUGCUGUUAUUGUUUUACUUUCAUUUUGUAGUCCUUGGAGGCACUACUGUAGAUUAUCAAACUCAACUUCAAUCCAUCUCUGAUGAUAAUAAUCCCCAAUCUAUUGAUCAAUCUAGUAGUAGUGCAUUCACUGAUGAUCUUCCAACAAGUCCAUCUGUAGAAUUCCAAUCUGUUUCUCAGCAGCAGCAGCAAACCCUAGCUACUAAUCAAUAUUUAGAUGAUGAACAAAUUCCUGUUACUCAUCCAAAUGUCAAUGUCUCAGCAUCGCCUGUUAAUCGUUCAACUACUAGAUUGCUGCCUGAAAAACCAGACAAGUACGCGUUCAUGAGUGCUUUGAGGAGUAUGGAGAACACGAGUGAUUCAUGCGGUGGUAGGUACAUCUAUGUGUAUGAUCUUCCACCUAGGUUUAAUGACGACAUGCUUAAGGAUUGCAAAAGUCUUAGUCUAUGGACUGAUAUGUGCAAGUUCACAACUAAUGCUGGUCUUGGUCCUCCACUUGAGAACCAUGAAGGCGUGUUCUCGGAUACGGGAUGGUACGCUACCAAUCAAUUUGCAGUCGACGUAAUCUUCAACAACAGGAUGAAACAGUACGAUUGCCUCACAAACGAUUCUUCUCUUGCGGCUGCCUUCUUCGUACCCUUUUACGCAGGAUUUGAUAUCGCCAGAUAUCUUUGGGGAUACUACAAUAUAUCAACGAGGGACGCCGCUUCGCGCGAUUUGGUUGACUGGCUGGAGAAAAGGCCAGAGUGGAAAAUCAUGGGCGGGAAAGAUCAUUUCCUCGUUGCAGGGAGGAUUACAUGGGAUUUCAGGAGACUGACUGAUGAUGAAUCGGCUUGGGGUAGUAAAUUUUUAUACUUACCGGCUGCCAAGAACAUGUCAACGCUGGUGAUUGAGUCGAGUCCUUUUAACUCAAACGAUUUCGCCAUUCCUUAUCCCACCUACUUUCAUCCAUCAAAAGACUCUGAAAUAUUUGCUUGGAAGGAGAGGAUGAGACAUUUGGAUAGGAAAUGGCUUUUCUCUUUCGCGGGAGCCCCACGCCCCGGUAAACUCGAAUCGAUACGUGACCAGCUGAUUGAACAGUGCCGGAGCUCCAAUGUUGGAAAGCUGUUAGAGUGUCGUUCCGCGGAGGAGAGCAAGUGUCAUUCUCCAAGCAGUAUAAUGCAGAUGUUUCAGAAAUCUGUUUUCUGCUUACAGCCACAAGGUGAUUCGUACACGAGAAGAUCGGCUUUCGAUUCGAUGUUAGCUGGUUGUAUACCAGUGUUCUUCCAUCCGGGAUCGGCGUAUGCACAGUACACGUGGCAUCUUCCGAAGAAGUUUACGAAAUAUUCAGUGUUCAUUCCAGAGGAUGAUAUUAGGAAGGGGACAGUGAGUAUAGAGGAAAAGCUGAGUGAAUUUUCAAGGGAGGAAGUGAAGAUGAUGAGAGAAGAAGUGAUAAAUCUGAUUCCGAGGCUAAUAUACGCUGAUCCUCGGUCGAAGCUGGUGAAACACAAAGACGCGUUUGAUGUGUCUAUAGAGGCGAUCAUUGAGAAAGUAACGAAAUUGAGAAUGGAUUUGGUGGAGGGAGGUGGUAACAGAAGUAAGGAUGAAUAUCCGGAGGAGUUAAACUGGAAGUAUGCUUUAUUAGGCGACGGCGAUGAUGAUGAUCAGCAGCCCCAUUACGAGUGGCAAACAUUUUUCGAUAAUCAUAAAAUUGAUAUUGAUACAUCAUCAUGGAAAAGCAAGCAAAGAUAAAAUAAGCAUCAUGUAAGUAAAGUAUAGAUAUGAUCAACUUUUUGUUUUGAUUCAUUUAUACUU